Bathycoccus prasinos is the source of this 1338-nucleotide messenger RNA. RefSeq lists its product with no specific name. Bases 1 to 1338 code for a protein of 445 amino acids. NCBI's taxonomy places the organism in Eukaryota, Viridiplantae, Chlorophyta, Mamiellophyceae, Mamiellales, Bathycoccaceae. The transcript has a single exon. The record is from RefSeq and is a predicted model, not a curated record.
AUGACGACGAAAAACGCGAACGAGCGCGAACACUUACUCGCCCCGAUCCAGGAAAAUGAACCGUUCGAUCGACAACCUUCCACGUCGAGCAGCAAAUACACACUCUUCGCCAUUUCUGCCGCGCUCUUUGCGCUGAGCACGAUUGGCGUCGCCGCGGUGAGCAAACACGCGCUCGUGACGAGUUCCUCUUCUGCGCAACUGGGAAUGAUGAAUCCAUCGAAAGGUUUUCAGAAGAUUGAAAAAGCGAUCGAGAAUUCGUUCGAGGUGUUCAACCGAGCGGACGUGCAUCACGAUCCGUCGAAUUCGUACAACACCUUCCACCAAGAACGAUACGAUACGACGACGGAACAUCGAACACCGUUGCCAACUUUAGGGAAGAAAGCAUCAUCCAGCGACGGUCCACACGUGGUGACUGGCGCGUACAAACCGUUGAACGAAGUGUACGAACCGGUGUUAGACGUACCGGUGGUGUUCAUCGCGUUGCGAGAUAACGACGAGGAUUUAUGGAAAGUCCGACGAACGAUUGAAACUUUAGCCGGGGAAACGAGAGUGAAUUACGAAGAUUUGGCGGAGACGGUGAGUAUUUCGCAAGGGAUCGAUGCCAAGAAAUGGCCGAAAGAUAUCGCGAACGCGGAGUACGCGGUGAAAGAUAUAAGGAAAUUGUUUCAUAAGAAAGUGAAAGACGGGACGGUUUUCGCGUCGGACGUGAAAGAUUUUUACCAGUUGAUGGGAUUGUUGAAACACAUCGACACGAGGAAAGCAGACGGGACUUUGGACCAGUUUUCAUUGGAUAAAGGUUUGUCGCAUCACGUCGGGUGCUUGUACGCGCACUUGUAUCAGUGGCAGUGGGUAAAAGAUCAAGGGUGGCCAAUCGCGUGGAUUAUGGAGUCAGAUGGGAAUAAGAUGACGAACGUGCCGUUUUGGGCGGUACAAACGUUGACGGAAAACAUGCCCAAGGAGGCGGACGUGUUGUUUUUGCAAAACUUCAUGCGAGAACCCGGGUUUGAAGGGCCACACUUUAAGAGCGUCGGAGUGAAAGGUCCAAACGGAGCGUUCGCAAAGAUUGACAUUUAUAAGAUGAACACUCGCGCGAGCGCGUUGAGUGGGUUGCAAUCGUACGUCAUCACUCAGAGCUUUAUUAAAAAGGCGCAUAAUUUCAUAGCGACGUACGGGGCAGACAUGGUGGAUGCGUUUACUGCCGGGAACAUGUGCGCAUACAAGGAUUGGUGGAACCAAGCGGAUAUCUCAAAAGGCGAGAAGCCAAUUUUGAACUGCUUCCAAGCGUUGUCGAAACCGAUCGAGGUGGAAGGGGUCAAGCAAACCAUGGUCGCUGGUUAA